GCCAUCUUGGCCACUAUUGAUGACAUCACAUCCGUCGCGUUUCCGUGACGCCACUUCCGUUUCCGGCGCGCCUGUAACGGAGCGAGGAAAUACCUGAGGAAGCCAUGAUCGAGGUCGUGUGCAACGACCGCCUGGGCAAGAAGGUUCGGGUCAAAUGCAACCCCGAGGACUCGAUCCGGGACCUGAAGAAGUUGAUCGCAGCCCAGACCGGAACCCGCUGGGACAAGAUCGUGCUCAAAAAAUGGUACACCAUCUUCAAGGACCACGUGACGCUGGGGGACUAUGAGAUCCACGAUGGGAUGAACCUGGAGCUCUACUACCAAUAGCUCCCAGUGCUCCCAGUCCAUCCCAUUCAUCCCAGUCCAUCCCAGUCCAUCCCAGUUCAUCCCAGUGUCCCUCACGCCCAUUUUUACCCCAUUGGAGCCGCGUUGAGGCUCCGGACCCGCCCCGUUUGUUUAUAAAUAAAAGCGAUUUUGGGGCCUC
Oenanthe melanoleuca is the source of this 483-nucleotide messenger RNA. It is a transcript of the gene UBL5, whose product is annotated as ubiquitin like 5. Gene Ontology annotation, molecular function: protein tag activity; protein binding. The record is from RefSeq and is a predicted model, not a curated record. Gene Ontology annotation, biological process: protein modification process; mRNA splicing, via spliceosome. NCBI's taxonomy places the organism in Eukaryota, Metazoa, Chordata, Aves, Passeriformes, Muscicapidae. Gene Ontology annotation, cellular component: cytoplasm; nucleus. Bases 105 to 326 code for a protein of 73 amino acids. The transcript is spliced from 6 exons.